This is a messenger RNA of Fonsecaea multimorphosa CBS 102226, 861 nucleotides long. RefSeq lists its product as uncharacterized. The record is from RefSeq and is a predicted model, not a curated record. Gene Ontology annotation, molecular function: hydrolase activity, acting on carbon-nitrogen (but not peptide) bonds, in linear amides. NCBI's taxonomy places the organism in Eukaryota, Fungi, Ascomycota, Eurotiomycetes, Chaetothyriales, Herpotrichiellaceae. Bases 1 to 861 code for a protein of 286 amino acids. The transcript is spliced from 3 exons.
AUGGUGCUCGCCGCUAUUGGCCAAAUCUGCUCGAAUGCAUCCAUGUCCCAUAACCUUGCGCAAUGUCAGAAGCUUGUGCAGAAAGCGGUGGCGGCUGGAGCAAAGGCACUCUUCCUUCCUGAAGCCUCUGACUAUAUCGCCUCCUCCGCGGCGGAGUCGGUAGAGCUCUGUCAGGACGUCUCCCAUAGCCCCUUCGUCCGCGGGCUUCAACAAGCCGCCAAGGCUCAUUCCUUACCUAUCAAUGUUGGAAUCCACGAGCCGACCGACCCAGCCUCCAAGAGAAUCCGUAACACCUUGAUCUGGAUCGAUAAAGAGGGGGAUAUCGUACACAGGUACCAGAAACUGCACCUCUUUGACCUUGACCUUCGACCAAACGGGCCGAGGCUGAAGGAGAGCGACUCGACUGAGCCAGGGCAUGAGAUUGUCCCACCAUAUCCCACACAACUGGGCAAGAUCGGUAGUCUGAUUUGCUUUGACUUGCGAUUCCCCGAGCCAGCACUCAGAUUGCGUAGGCAAGGUGCUGAUAUAUUGCUCUAUCCGUCCGCCUUCACCGUCCCGACCGGGAAACUUCACUGGGAAAUCUUGCUGAGAUGUCGAGCAAUCGAGACUCAGUGCUGGGUCGUGGCUUCAGCGCAGUGUGGUAGACACAACGGGAAGCGCGUGAGUUAUGGCGACACUAUUGUCAUUUCACCAAAUGGCCAGAUUGUUGGGCGGCUGGACCACGUUGACGAUAUAGACAAGGAGGAGGAGCAUGCUCGGGAGCCGGGUAUCCUCACAGUUGACAUUGAUCUGGACUCACUGAGAGACGUCAGACGAAGCAUCCCGUUGCUAAGAAGGACUGACGUCUACCCGGAGAUCUAG